Molecule: messenger RNA, 753 nt
Organism: Spodoptera littoralis (African cotton leafworm)
Lineage: Eukaryota; Metazoa; Arthropoda; Insecta; Lepidoptera; Noctuidae
Source: the annotation of a GenBank genome assembly
AUGAGUUACGAGACGCUACAGGUACGUCCGACUACAGUAAGCAGUCCGCGUGAGCUCCAUUCUGUAUGGCAUAGUAUACCCACCUACACUACAUACAGUAUGGCGUACGCUCACACUACAUACAGUAUGACGUACGCUCAUACUACAUACAGUAUGGCGUACGCUCACGCUAUAUACGGUAUAACGUACGCUCACACUACAGUACACUCGCACUACAUACAGUAUGGCGUACACUCCCACUACAUACAGUAUGGCUACACUCGCACUACAUACAGUAUGGCGUACACUCCCACUACAUACAGUAUGGCGUACGCUCACACUAUAUACGGUAUGACGUACGCUCACACUACAGUACACUCACUACAUACAGUAUGGCGUACGCUCACACUAUAUACGUACACUCACACUACAUACAGUAUGGCGUACGCUCACACUAUAUACGGUAUGACGUACGCUCACACUACAGUACACUCACACUACAUACAGUAUGGCGUACGCUCACACUAUAUACGGUAUGACGUACGCUCACACUACAGUACACUCACUACAUACAGUAUGGCGUACGCUCACACUAUAUACGGUAUGACGUACGCUCACACUACAGUACACUCACUACAUACAGUAUGGCGUACGCUCACACUAGCUGCCCGACGCUCCACAUACUCCUGUCCACUCACCACCACACUGAGUCACUCGCACACUACUACACUGACACUCACUGGGGACGUAACUACUGGCUGUACAAGGCAAUAA